Zychaea mexicana is the source of this 2169-nucleotide messenger RNA. RefSeq lists its product as uncharacterized. NCBI's taxonomy places the organism in Eukaryota, Fungi, Mucoromycota, Mucoromycetes, Mucorales, Lichtheimiaceae. Bases 1 to 2169 code for a protein of 722 amino acids. The transcript has a single exon. The record is from RefSeq and is a predicted model, not a curated record.
AUGCUCUGUGCCUCUGAACAAGUGUUAGCGCCGGCCGCAACACGUAGUUUCCCUUCCAAUCAUUCGAACAAUAGUAGCAACAGCUCCACUACCAAUCCCUCCAAUCCUUACUCUCCAUCACGUAGUAUCCCACUUUUACAUGACCCUUAUGACCCGAGAAUCGAACAGGAAUAUGAGCAACUCGUUCAGCAUUGGACCCAGCAGUUGCUACACAAGACGCGACAACAAUAUCACAAUGACACGUCCGCAACGACGACGAUGAAUGGACCUACAAAACCUGGUGACGUGAGUAGCAGCAGCAGCAGUGUCAGCGCUUUUAGCACUGACAAACACGACAGCACUAGCAACGUAAACACUACAACGCGGCCUGGAGUCAAUCAUCCAAUGCAUAUGGAUAUCAUUGGACGAUACCUCGAAGAACAAUGGAUGGAUUCCCAGCACAUGUUAGAGUGUGCACAGGCAUGGAACGGACGUGACACAAUAAGCCUUAGUGAAGCGGUACGUGCCAUGAACGUUGUCAGUCUUCGAUUGAUGCAGCGCACACUCGACACACGCCAAAUGCUGUUUAGUCACUAUUCCAGCGCGUCGCGAGAAGAAGAGAAAGGGUAUGUCCCCUUGUUUUCGCCUUGGAUAUCGCCGCGUCCAGGACAUCAGCAGUACAUCAGCAGUAGCAGUAGUGGUAGUAGUAGCGAGGACGGGUCGGUUCAAUGGCGGCCUCGUCAUUCUCCCUCGCUUGCCAGCCUUCCGAAAGUGCCUGUUGUACAGGACGCGCCCAAGGGUUUGGUUGCCAACAAAGGUACGACGGUCCCAAGAAUCUCAUUAGCAUUAUCAACGGACGACGAGGAGGAGCAAGAAAUGCACGCACCGUUGCUCCGUAAACAUCAGACAGACAGUAGCAAUGGCAGUAGUAUCACCGGUGGCCAACCGAAUACGAACGAUUGGACCCACGACAAGCUGAGAAAGAAACCAUCGCUUCAAACCAUCGAGCACCAAGCUGCUGCUGUGAUGGCUACAAAUGCUGCUACGUCGCCGCCUGGUGCUCGACGUCCUGUCCGGCUGGUUCCGUCACCAUCUGCACCCAACUGUUCUGGUUCGACAUCAAACAACUGCUGCUUCAAUUCAUUUGCGCCAGCCACCAAUUACCAUCGUUAUUACCAUCCGCAGCAGAAUUGGACCGAAGAAGAACUAGAAGAAGAGGAAGAGGAUUACGACGGUAGUAAGCUUGACGCCAAUAAUAAGCAAUCGCAGUGGAGAAGCUGGUAUAACUAUCACGGUCAUACGAGUCAACUUCAUCGUCGCCACCGUCAACAUCAACACCCCCAUCGACAGCAGCAAUCAACAUCAUCAUCCUCAUGUACAUUUUGCUAUCGUCCAGUGCCAAAGAAGAGUCUGUCAGCUGGUGAUGCCGAAGAUACGCGACUUUUGCCAAGCAGCAGCAGUGACCAAAGCUCAACUGAGGACAACCAGAGCAUGAGCUAUUUGAAUGCUGCCGCACCCGACAAAACCAUGGUGGAAGAAAUGCAACAGUAUGACGACGAAACUCAAGGGUUGUUGACCAAGGAUAGCAAGUUCUCUGACAGCGGCAAAUACCUGGACGAAAGCAGUGAAGAAGAGCAAGGGCACAACAACGACAAUAAUGAGAAAGCCGGUUCAGAUGAAGCAUACAAUGCCUUGGUGAGCACUUAUGGUGCAAUGGGCGUGGCCAAUACCAUCAUCCGAAGUGAGUCCAGUAUAUCUGCCUUCCGACCCAUCAGCAAAAAUCUUGCGCCUAGGUGUGCUGGCACAUCCGCCACCUCAUCCUCUUCAAAGCCGGAUCAUUAUCGCGACUCGUUAUCUUCCUCGUCAUCUUCAACGUCAUCUGGUCUUGACGGUGCCCAAAAAGAACAACAGCCAUUGAAAAGCAAGAUUCCUACCAUUACCAAAAGUCAAUCAUUUCCGAGUAAGGUAGCCGCCAUGUCUUGGACAGGAUCCUCAUUCUCGUCAUACUCGGCUUCAAGACCAGCUUUACCCAACAUGAUGCCGUCGUCUUCGACGUCUGCACUUCGACACGGUGGUAGCGCUGGUGGUUGCGCCGAAAAAGGCUCCGUCAAGGAGCGGAACUUUGUGAUGCGAUCCAUUGUCAGCAAAAAGGAGUCUCUUAGUAAACUUUUCUCUGGAAUGAAAUACUAA